Messenger RNA from Paramecium pentaurelia, 3069 nucleotides. The record is from the annotation of a GenBank genome assembly. Lineage: Eukaryota; Ciliophora; Oligohymenophorea; Peniculida; Parameciidae.
AUGAAUAAAUCCUCAUUAAGAGAUUAUGGAAAUUUUCAAAGUUCUAAUUCUUCAAGAAUUUAAUCUCAUGCAUCCAUUAAAGUAAAUUCAAAAUCAUAAAAAUUAAAGCCACCUAAUUAAUUUACUAUGCAAUAUCCCUGUUAACCAAAGGACUCAAUAGCAUAUGAUUUAAAUGGAUUUGAUAUUGAUAUAAAAGAACAUUAGAUCUUUGAUUCUUAUUCCAAUAGAAGUAAAUAGUAAAAUUCUUAAUAAAUGAUUAUUUUGGCAGUAUAUUAUAUUAUUUAUAUAGGAAAGGAGUAAAAUAACUUCUCCAUCAGUGAAAAAAAGAAAGAAAAAGAUAAGAAUGGCUUAAAUUAUCUAAAAAUUUGUAGAAAAAAUUAAGAUUAGUAAUAAUUUAUUCACAAAGCAACUUUAUGUUAAUACACUCUUAUAAACAUAUUCAAAUCCAAUAAAUAAAGAAAAUACUAACAAUUAAAGUAUUUUUUAUAAGUUAAAAUAAUUGAUAAAACUUCCUCUUUCAAGACAGUGUAAAUUUAGAUAACUUUGGAAACUAUUGAUGUAAAUCACUUAUCUAACCACUAUUAUUUUUUCACCACUUAUACUAAUAUAUCCCAGUAAUAUUGAAAUUUAAACUUUAUUAAUUAUUUAGUUAACAUUAACUGUCUUAAACUCAAUUUUAAAUAUGAAUACAUGCUAUUAUAAAAAUGGAGUAGAAGUAACACAUUUAGGAACAAUAUAAUAGAAUUAUAUUAGAAGAUAUGGGUUAUAAGAUUUAUUAUAAUAUUUAUCGUUUAUUUUUAUAAUAUAAUUUAGUGAAUCGAAUACUACAAUUUCUAUAAUUGCUUUAAUUAUAUUGAAUCUUUUAAUAGUAAGAUUAAUAAAAUUAAAUACUUUAAUAUCUUAAUAACUUAGUAUUAUGUUGGGAUGGCAAUUUGUAAAAGGAUUAUCUUAUUGUCAUAUAUUUUCUUUAAUUUCCAUUUCUAAUUAAAGUGAUAUUGGUUUUGAUCCAAUAGGUUUUUAAUUUAAUACAUAUUUGAGUUAUUUGCAUACAUACAUAAAUCAAUAUUUAACUCUAUCUAGUUUUUUAGAAAAUGAAUCAAAUUUUCAAUUAUUAUUUGCAUUAUUGGUUUAGCUAAUUUUUACUAUUAAUAGAAUUAAAUUAAUUAUAGAUAUAUUAUUCUUUUUUAAUUAGAAUGUUCAUAAAUACUUAUUGAAAAAAAACUACUUUGAUUUGAAGGCUUAUUUGCAAAAUCAUAAAGUAGAUUAAAAUUUAACUAAAAAAGCACUUAGUAAUUAUAAAUUUGAGAUGAAAAAAGAUUUUUAGCAAUAAAAUUUUAUGAUUGAUUCAUAAUCUAUAAAAUAUAUAGAUUAUGAAAUAUAGAAAGCUAUUUAGAAUACAGUAAAUGUCAAAUAUUUUAAGAAAAUUUUAGUACUAACAUAAUUUUCAUAAAAUAUCUAAGAAAAAUUAGUUGAAAAUAUGUCAUUACAUUAUUUUCAACCUAAUGAAAUUAUAUUAAGAUAAAAUUGUAAUGAUGAUGAUUCUAUGUAUCUUAUCAAAAAAGGUUAAGUUAAGGUGUGUUAUUAGAGUGGUAAUAAGAAAUAAUUUUGGAUUAAAUCAUUAGGAGAAAUGUAAACAUUUGGAGAAGUAUCAUUUUUUACUGGACUUCCUAGAACUAGUACAAUUGUUAGUUUAGGUCCUGUAGAAACAUAUAAAAUACGUAGAAGUGAUUUCUUAGAAGCCAUUCAAAGUAAUCGUCAAGAUUUGGUAAAUUUAAGAAUUAAAUUAGGAAAUAGCCUCUUAUAUGAAAGAUUAAAUAUUACAUAACAAUUAAUAUGGUUUGAUUGGAUUAAAAUGUUUUUGUUGUAAAUCAAAAGAGCAUCUAAUAUUUUAAUGUGAUAAACUACACUAUAAACCGAAUAAAGAAAAGAUUAUUAGUAAAUACUAAUAUGAUCAUCAAUAAAUAAGAAAAUUAUGUAAUUAUAAAACUUAUAUUAUCUAUAGAAAAAAGAAAUUAGAAAAGAACUAAUAAUAGUAGAUAUUAUUUAUUUUAAAUAGGAAUGGCUGGUGAAGAAUUUUAGGAAAAUAAUUUUUUAGGAGACUAAUCAGAAAUAUUAAAAGAAUUAACAUAAAAUUAUAAUUAAUCUUCUACUAAUAUUUAACAAAAUUAAUCAUAAGCAAUGUCAUUCUUUCCAAGUAGAGAAAGAAUAAAAUCAUUUGAUAAAAAUAGCAUAUUAUUAAUAAGCGAAUUAGAUGAUGUAAGAGAGUAAUUUUAAGAUUUGGAUCCAAUGAUACACAGGAAAGAAAAGUCUUUAUUUCCUUCUAACAGUAAUUUCCCAAUUAAAGAAGUUAUAUAAGAACUUGAUGGGGAAGAUUAAAGUUCACAUUCUGAAGAUACUAUACCUAAUGAUAUUUGUUUUGUUUAACUUAAAUCUAGUUAAGAAAAUAAAAAGUAAAAUAAUAAUUUAUUAAAUGUUCCUGAUAUGGAUAAGCUUCAAGAUAUAAUUAAAAUUAAUUCUAGUAGUUAACUUCAAUAGAUAAAUAAUAGUUGUUUUAUUCCGAACACACAAGAAAAUAAAAAUUAUAGACAAAACAGAAAAUCUUUAAGUUCAACUUUGCUUCAUAGUCAAUAAAAUGAGAUCAGUAAGAAAAAUGAGAAUUUAAGAUUAUAUAGUAUUUAAUAAAAUGGUGACGAUUUCGAUUUAAAUCCUACUGAUAAAUCUUCUCCACCUAUGAAAAAGAAAAAUAAAAGUCCAUAAUAAAAUAAAAUUAAGAUAGAAGAUAGUCCAUAAAUCUUCAUAGAUUUAAAUAAUUCCGUAAUUUAGAAACUAUAAAUUAGAGUCAUUUUUUCUGUUUGGAUGAUAAAGAAGAAUUAGACAAAGCAUAAAAUUACAUAUAUUAUUAUCCAUACUAAAAUCCUGAAUAUGUUAUCAAUUCGUAAUUAAUUUAGACUAAAUUUUAGAUAUAAUAAUUUUAAAGUACAUCUGAUUCAAAAAUUUAAUAAAAAAAGUCCUUAUACCAUUAGCUUUGUUAUCAGUAACAAAAUAAGAUAAAAAUCUAUUAUACGAUGA